AUGACAGAACAUAAACAAAUUGCUAUAUUAUCCGUUUACGAUAAAACAGGUCUUUUGGAUCUUGCCAAGGGUUUGGUUGCCGCUGAUAUCCGCAUCUUGGCUUCCGGUGGGACUGCGAAAUUGGUCCGUGAAGCUGGUUUUCCUGUUGAAGAUGUUUCUUCAAUCACUCAUGCUCCAGAAAUGUUAGGAGGAAGAGUCAAAACGUUACACCCUGCUGUUCACGGAGGAAUCUUGGCAAGAAAUUCGGAAAGCGACGAAAAGGACUUGGUUGCACAAGGUAUCGAGAAAGUUGACUUUGUCGUGUGCAAUUUGUACCCUUUCAAAGAAACCGUUUCUAAGAUUGCAGUGACUGUUGAUGAAGCAAUUGAGGAGAUUGAUAUUGGUGGAGUCACAUUAUUAAGAGCUGCUGCUAAGAACCACCAGAGAGUUACAAUUUUAUCAGAUCCAAAGGACUACUCUGGGUUUUUACACGAAUUAAAGAAUGGAAAAAUAUCCACAGAAACAAGAAACAAAUUAGCAUUGAAGGCUUUUGAGCACACAGCUGAUUACGACGUAGCUAUUUCUGAUUUUUUCAGAAAACAAUAUGCAGAAGAUGUGUCUCAAUUGCCCUUGAGGUAUGGUGCCAAUCCUCAUCAAAAGCCUGCUCAAGCUUUUGUAUCACAGGGAGAAUUACCCUUUAAGGUUUUAAAUGGUUCUCCGGGGUACAUAAACUUGUUGGAUGCAUUAAAUUCAUGGCCAUUGGUGAAGGAGUUAUCUGCAUCAUUGAACUUGCCAGCAGCAGCCUCAUUCAAACACGUUUCACCAGCAGGUGCUGCAGUAGGUUUGCCAUUGUCUGAUGUUGAAAAGAAGAUCUAUUUUGUUGAAGAUAUUGAGAAUUUAUCUCCACUUGCAAAUGCCUAUGCUAGAGCCAGAGGCGCUGACAGAAUGUCAUCUUUUGGUGAUUUCAUUGCACUUUCUAAUAUUGUUGAUACCCCUACUGCUCAAAUUAUAUCUAAAGAAGUUUCCGAUGGUGUUAUUGCUCCAGGAUAUUCCGAUGAGGCUUUGGAGAUUUUGAAGAAGAAGAAAGGCGGCAAGUACUGUGUUUUGCAAAUUGAUCCUAAUUUUACACCUGAUAUCAUGGAAAAUAGACAAGUUUAUGGUGUCACUUUGCAGCAAAAGAGAAAUGAUGCUAUAAUCAAGGGUUCCUCAUUCAAAGAAUUUGUUUCCAAAAACAAAGAUUUACCCGAACAAGGUGCUAUUGAUUUGACAAUUGCUACUAUUGCCUUGAAGUAUACUCAAUCCAAUUCAGUGUGCUACGCCAAAAACGGUAUGGUUAUUGGUUUAGGUGCAGGUCAACAGUCAAGAAUCCACUGUACAAGACUUGCCGGAGACAAGGCUGAUAAUUGGUGGUUCAGACAGCAUCCUAAAGUAUUAGCAUUCAAAUGGGCCAAAGGUGUAAAGAGACCAGAGAAGUCCAAUGCUAUUGACUUGUACGUUUCUAAUCAAGUUCCAACUGAGGAACCAGAGAAGAGCGAAUAUGAGUCCAAAUUCGCUGAGGUUCCCGAGCCAUUAACCCCAGAGGAGAGAAAAGAGUGGUUGAGCAAAUUAAACAAUGUUGCGUUAUCUUCAGAUGCAUUUUUCCCCUUCCCUGAUAAUAUUUAUAGAGCUGCAAGAUCUGGUGUUAAAUUUAUCGCAGCACCAAGCGGCUCUGUAAUGGACAAGGCUGUUUUCGAUGCUGCAAAUUCCAGAGAUAUAGUUUAUGUGGAGAAUCCUAUCAGAUUGUUCCACCACUAG
Lodderomyces oxycetoniae is the source of this 1773-nucleotide messenger RNA. RefSeq names its product bifunctional phosphoribosylaminoimidazolecarboxamide formyltransferase/IMP cyclohydrolase (gene ADE17). Gene Ontology annotation, biological process: 'de novo' IMP biosynthetic process. Bases 1 to 1773 code for a protein of 590 amino acids. The transcript has a single exon. Gene Ontology annotation, molecular function: phosphoribosylaminoimidazolecarboxamide formyltransferase activity; IMP cyclohydrolase activity. Lineage: Eukaryota; Fungi; Ascomycota; Pichiomycetes; Serinales; Debaryomycetaceae. Gene Ontology annotation, cellular component: cytosol. The record is from RefSeq and is a predicted model, not a curated record.